Molecule: messenger RNA, 993 nt
Organism: Cygnus atratus (black swan)
Lineage: Eukaryota; Metazoa; Chordata; Aves; Anseriformes; Anatidae
Gene: INHA
Product: inhibin subunit alpha
Exons: 2
Coding region: 1-993 (330 amino acids)
Biological process (GO): SMAD protein signal transduction
Cellular component (GO): extracellular region
Molecular function (GO): cytokine activity; growth factor activity
Source: RefSeq, a predicted model, not a curated record
AUGCUGCUCCUCCUGCACCUGCUGCCCGCCGUGCUGCCCCCCGCCGCCCUGGCCAGCUGCAGCGGGGCUGGUGCCGAGCGGCAGCUCGUCCUGGCCAAGGUGCGGGCACGGGUGCUGGAGCACCUGAGCCCCCCCGUCCUGCAGGAGGAGCCCCAGAAGGAGGCGAGGAGGGUGCACCGCAGAGACGUCCUGGAAAGCGCCGACGUGCAGCCCGAGGAGCCGGAGGACACGUCGCAGGUGAUCCUCUUCCCUUCCACAGACGUGCCGUGCGAGCCCACGCAGCCGGACAAGCUGCUGGAAGAAGAAGGGAUCUUCACCUACCUUUUCCAGCCCUCGGCACACGCCCUGAGCCGCACGGUGACGUCCGCCCAGCUCUGGUUUUACACCGGCCCCUCGGCCGCCCCCAACCACUCUGCCCCCGACGUGCUGACCCUCUCCCCGCAGGGCCGGGUGCCGGUGGCGGCCACGGUGUCCCGGACGCCCGAGCACUGGACGGUGUUUGACUUCGCCCCCGCCGCGCUGCCCCACCUGGUGCAGCCGCUCUUCGUGAUCCUGGUGCGCUGCCCCGGCUGCCCCUGCCUGGCCGACGGGGACAAGAUGCCCUUCCUGGUGGCCACCACGCGUGCCAAGGGCGGCGAGAGGGCUCGCCGCUCCGCCGUGCCCUGGUCCCCGGCCGCCCUCAGCCUGCUGCAGCGCCCGUCCGAGGACGUGGCCGCCCACACCAACUGCCGCCGGGCGUCCCUCAACAUCUCCUUUGAGGAGCUGGGCUGGGACAAGUGGAUCGUGCACCCCAGCAGCUUCGUUUUCCACUACUGCCACGGGAGCUGCGCCGAGGGCCACGGGCUGAGCCACCGGCUGGGCGUGCAGCUCUGCUGCGCCGCGCUGCCCGGCACCAUGCGCUCGCUGCGCGUCCGCACCACCUCCGACGGCGGCUACUCCUUCAAGUACGAGACGGUGCCCAACAUCCUGGCCCAGGACUGCACCUGCGUCUAG